This is a messenger RNA of Anthonomus grandis grandis, 977 nucleotides long. RefSeq lists its product as uncharacterized. The record is from RefSeq and is a predicted model, not a curated record. The coding region runs from base 159 to 965 and encodes 268 amino acids. The transcript has 4 exons. NCBI's taxonomy places the organism in Eukaryota, Metazoa, Arthropoda, Insecta, Coleoptera, Curculionidae. Gene Ontology annotation, cellular component: nucleus.
GUGGAAUUCUAAUUCAUGAUUUCGUGACAUCACGUAACGACUACGGACAAUUUGCGAUUCUAAUUCGUUAAAGGCACUCGAUACCUCUCGUUUUGAAAUGUCAAAUUAGUCGAGACCACCGGAGAUCCCGAUUAUGGAAAUCUAACCUCAAUUUUUUGAUGAGCGUCCGGCUUUUGCUUAAAAAAAACAUGUCAUUUAAAAUUAAUGAAAACCAUUUACGAGUAUUUGUGGAGUUUAUGGAAGAAAACCCGGAUUUAGCAAGAGGGAGGUUAUCUUGCUCCAAUGCAAAAGAACAAUUUAAGAGAUUAUGGGCAAAACUGGCCAAUAAUCUAAAUUCUCUUGGUUAUGGGACUAGAACUAUAGAAAAAUGGCAAAGGACGUGGUCUGACUAUAAACAGGGACUUAAGAGAAGAGCUGCAGAUAUAAAAAGGGAGCGAAUGAAGACGGGGGGUGGGCCAGCAUAUCCUGAUAUGCUAUCAGAUACUGAUCAAAGAGUUAUCCUUAUUUUGGGAAAAACAUUUUUUGAAGGAUGUGGAGUGGAGGAGAAGGGUUUUGCUCAUGGAAAAUAUUAUCCAGAGGAAGAACCCGUUAGUGGUCCAUCGAGUGCUCCAUCAAGUAUAGUGGAUGCUCGGUUCAAUGGUAGUUUAUACAAUAGUGAAUACACACAGCCCGGACCCUCAAAUAUUUCUAUGCAGAUUCCUACAGAAAAUAAAGCAUUAGAAGAACAAACCAACAAGCCACGACCACAAAAAAGGAGUAUUUCACAACAGCUUCAUGUAGUCGAUCAUGAUUAUUUAGUCACACCAAGAACUAAAAGGCAAAAGGUUACUCCCACAAAUGAAAUCUAUUAUCAAGAGACAAUAAAUCUAUUAAAAAGUAUCGACAGUCAUUUAGAAACCCUAAAUCAUACCCUAAAUGAAAAAUUAGGCGAUAUAACAGAGGCCAUCAGACAGAGACACUCUUAAAGGAACUUUCAC